Messenger RNA from Caenorhabditis briggsae, 732 nucleotides. Gene Ontology annotation, cellular component: mitochondrial inner membrane; TIM23 mitochondrial import inner membrane translocase complex. Lineage: Eukaryota; Metazoa; Nematoda; Chromadorea; Rhabditida; Rhabditidae. The transcript is spliced from 3 exons. Gene Ontology annotation, molecular function: transmembrane protein transporter activity. Gene Ontology annotation, biological process: protein import into mitochondrial matrix. Bases 1 to 732 code for a protein of 243 amino acids. The record is from RefSeq and is a predicted model, not a curated record.
AUGGGUUGGUUCGGAUUCGGUGGCAGCAGCGACACUCCAUCAUCGUCGGUUGAGGUCUCCUCGCAGCCAGUGGAUCUCAGCGCCGGAAUGAACUUUUCGGUGCCCGGUUUCGAUGCUCCAGCGGCAGCACCAUCGUCUCCAGUUCCAGAUCACUCUCCAUUCCCAGCCGCUCCAGUUCUCGCCCUGGAUCAAUUGAAAUCCGCUGGAGUUGGGGUUUCUAGACAAAUGACACCUUAUGUACAGAUGGAUCCGUCGAUGUUCGCUUCUCAGCAGCCACAGUACAUUAUGCCAGAGGGCGGUGUGGCCGGAAAGGGAAAAUUCGAGUUCGCGCUGGGACAUAUCGGAUGGGCAGUCGGCGGAGCAUUCGGUGUUGGAUGUGCUCGCGGAGCCCUCGGCGAGCUCAUGAACCCGGAAACCCGAAAAAUGGCCGGAAAACCAUGGAUGACGCGUAUGGUGAACGCCACAAUGAAGCACGGCUCCGGAUUCGCCCAACCGGCCGGCGCCAUCGUUUUUAUGUAUUCCGCACUGGAAAUUGGACUGAGAUCUGUGAGAGCCGAGGACGAACUGAAUGGUUUUGGAGCCGGAGCACUCACUGGAGCCAUUUAUCGAUCGCCGCAUGGGCUGAAAGCAUCGGGUAUUGGAGCACUGGUUGGGUUGGGAAUCGCCACGGCGUGGACGCUCUCGAGCACCGAUUCCAGACAACGACUCUCCGAAAUGUUCUCGAAUAAUUGA